Molecule: messenger RNA, 219 nt
Organism: Mesorhabditis belari
Lineage: Eukaryota; Metazoa; Nematoda; Chromadorea; Rhabditida; Rhabditidae
Source: the annotation of a GenBank genome assembly
AUGCUUUCCAGAAUUGUUUAUAAACUGGCGAAUAGAGAGACGGAGCUCCGCGCCGAUCGCGUGAAACGGGCCACAUGUCUGCAAUGGAAUGGCGGUGACGCGUGCCGCAAGAAGUGCCAGGGAAUGGUCAGCUCGUGCACGGGAAAGCGCUACACCACUGGGCAUUGUGAAAUGUCGUGGACGGUUGCCACUUGCAUUUGCAAGCCGUACUGUGCCGUG